CAUGGACGAGUGCUCGGACGAGCGGGGCCGGCCGCAGCGCUGCAUGCCCGAGUUCGUCAACGCCGCCUUCAACGUGACGGUGGUGGCCACCAACACCUGCGGCUCUCCGCCCGAGGAGUACUGCGUGCAGACCGGCGCCACCGGGGUCACCAAGUCGUGCCACAUCUGCGACGCCCGGGACCCGCGGAACCACCACGGCGCCGCGUACCUGACCGACUACAACAACCAGCAGGACACUACCUGGUGGCAGAGCCAGACCAUGCUGGCGGGGAUUCAGUACCCGAACUCCAUCAACCUCACCCUGCACCUCGGUAAGGCCUUCGACAUCACCUACGUCCGCCUCAAGUUCCACACCAGCCGGCCGGAGAGCUUCGCCAUCUACAAGCGGACCAGCGAGGGCAGCCCCUGGGUGCCGUACCAGUACUACAGCAGCUCCUGCGAGAAGACCUACCAGAAAGCGAACAGCGGCUUCGUCCGCACCGGCCAGGACGAGCAGCAGGCGCUCUGCACCGACGAGUUCAGCGACAUCUCGCCACUCACCGGAGGAAACGUGGCCUUCUCCACGCUGGAGGGACGACCCAGCGCCUACAACUUCGACCACAGCCCCGUCCUCCAGGAUUGGGUAACAGCCACCGACAUCAGAGUGACCCUGAACCGGCUCAACACAUUUGGAGACGAGGUCCUCAAUGACCCCAAAGUCCUCAAGUCCUACUACUACGCCAUCUCCGACUUCGCGGUGGGAGGAAGGUGUAAGUGUAACGGCCACGCCAGCGAGUGCAUGAGGAACGAUGGAGGACGGCUGGUGUGUAACUGUAAACACAACACCGCCGGCGACGACUGCCAAGAGUGCCAACCGUUCUUCAACGACCGGCUCUGGAGGAGAGCGACGGCCGACAGCGCCAACGAGUGUCUGCCCUGCGAGUGUAACGGGAAGAGUGCCGAGUGUCACUUCGAUGCCGAGCUGUACCGGGCCACCGGUCACGGCGGGCACUGCAGGAACUGCGCCGACAACACGGACGGCCCCAACUGCGAGCGUUGCCUCGACAACUACUACAGAGACCCGGACGCCAGCCGCUGCCUGCCCUGCCUCUGCAACCCCGUCGGCUCUGUGUCCCUACAGUGUGAUGACAGAGGUGUGUGUGCGUGUAAAGCUGGAGUGACCGGAGAGAAGUGUGAUACUGUAGCUUGAUGGAGGCUCGCAGCACCACAUCUGAGCAGCAUGUCUUUAUCCCGUCUUCCUCCCCUCACCCCCAGCAGAUGGCCCCGCCCCUUCCUCAGCCUGGUUCUGUCGGAGGUUUUUUCCUGUUAAAAGGAAGUUUUUUUCUUCCCACUCUCAAUAAAAUGUUGCUCAUAUGA
Molecule: messenger RNA, 1356 nt
Organism: Pelmatolapia mariae (spotted tilapia)
Lineage: Eukaryota; Metazoa; Chordata; Actinopteri; Cichliformes; Cichlidae
Product: laminin subunit gamma-1-like
Exons: 7
Coding region: 2-1189 (395 amino acids)
Biological process (GO): animal organ morphogenesis; substrate adhesion-dependent cell spreading; tissue development
Cellular component (GO): basement membrane
Source: RefSeq, a predicted model, not a curated record